Molecule: messenger RNA, 8013 nt
Organism: Plutella xylostella (diamondback moth)
Lineage: Eukaryota; Metazoa; Arthropoda; Insecta; Lepidoptera; Plutellidae
Source: RefSeq, a predicted model, not a curated record
AACACUGUCAGUUUGUGGCUUCACUUUCCGAGGGCGAGGUGCGGGAUGUAUUUUUACGUAUUAUUUUGAUAACGUGAUAAAAAAACGCUAAAUCAGUGUUACAUUCUUUGAAAGUGCUCAAAUAUGUGUGGUGUCAGUGCAUUGUUAAAGUAUAGUUUGUUUAAAGUGUAGUGUCCAUCAUGUUUCGGUGUAUACCUUUGUUCAAAUGUAAUCGCCAAGUGGAAUGUGUAGACAAGCGGCAUUGCUCCUUGCCAACAGUACCUGAAGAAAUUUUGCGAUAUUCCAGGAGUUUAGAAGAAUUGUUUCUGGAUGCUAAUCACAUACGGGAUUUGCCGAAGAAUUUCUUCAGACUCCACCGAUUGAGAAGACUAGGACUUAGUGAUAAUGAAAUACACAAACUUCCAUCAGACAUACAGAAUUUCGAAAACUUGGUUGAACUUGAUGUGUCACGAAAUGACAUCCCGGACAUCCCCGAGGACAUCAAGAAGCUGCGCGCGCUGCAGAUCGCGGACUUCAGCAGCAACCCCAUCCCGCGGCUGCCGGCCGGGUUCAGCCAGCUGCGCGCGCUCACCGUGCUCGGCCUCAACGACAUGUCGCUCACCAGCCUGCCCAGUGAUUUCGGCAGUCUGAUGUCGCUGCAGUCGCUGGAGCUCCGGGAGAACCUGCUGAAGUCCCUCCCGGAGUCGCUUAGGAACCUCACGAAGCUGGAGAGGCUCGACCUGGGAGACAACGAAAUCGAAGAGCUGCCGGGCUUCAUCGGCGAGCUGCCAGCGUUAGAAGAGCUCUGGCUGGACCACAACAAGCUGCAGUACUUACCCCCAGAGAUCGGCAACCUCAAGGCUCUCAUAUGUCUGGACGUGAGCGAGAACAAGCUGGAACGACUGCCGGAGGAGAUCGGCGGUCUGACGUCACUGACGGACCUCCACCUGUCUCAGAACAUGCUGGAGACUAUACCUGAUGGGACGGGCGAUUUGGAGAAGCUCUGCAUUUUUAAACUAGACCAGAACAGGUUGCAUACGCUGAAUGAGAGUGUUGGCAGGUGCACAAGUCUCCAAGAGCUGAUCUUAACGGAAAACUUCCUGAUGGAGCUACCACACACGAUAGGAAACCUGCAAGAACUGACAGUACUUAAUGUAGAUAGAAAUUCACUCGGCGAGAUCCCGCUAGAGAUAGGCAACAUGGGUCUGCUGGGGGUGCUCAGUUUGAGGGAUAACAAGCUGACGCGGCUGCCUAAUGAGCUGGGCAACUGUAAAUCUUUGCACGUGCUCGAUGUCAGUGGGAACAGACUGCAAUACCUUCCAUACACACUAGUGAACCUCGAAUUAAAAGCCGUGUGGCUCUCAGAGAACCAGGCGCAGCCUCUACUGACCUUCCAGACUGAUAGAGACGAGACGACAGGAGAGAACGUUCUCACUUGCUUCCUACUGCCACAGCUGAGCUACACUCAGCAGCCAGAGCUGGAACACGCGGACGUGGGCAGCUGCCACUGGCUCAGGGAGCACAGGUUUAAUUCACAGUCGCAGGAGCUAGAUAGAAUACGAGAAGCAAGCGGGUCCCGCGAACAAGACUCUGACAAUGACUCCAACUGGGAGGAGAAGGAAGCUUCCAGAACACACUCCGUCAAGUUCAAGGUCGACGACUCAGAGGCCAAAGAGACGCCAUUCGUCCGUCAAAACACGCCGCACCCCAAGGACCUCAAAGCCAAGGCUCACAAGCUACAGCUGGGCCGGUCUCCAGAAGCGACGCAGGUGGAAGCCAGCCACGUGAAUGGUCUACCCACGUCGCCACCAGAGGUCGUCACUGCUGUGCCGGAGAAGAUUGAGGUUGUUGAGCCUAAAGCCAACAACAUCGCACCACCUCAACCCGAGCCGACAGCCGCCGAAGACAGCGACCGCGCGCCGAGCGCCACCGAACGAGAGUCCGACUACGAACACGAAGACAUGGACGACUCCGCUGAUGAAAGAGAGAUGGAGGAGGGCGAGGGACGGCGCGUGGCGUGGCGCGCCGGCGUCGAAGAGCCUCAGGUCGGGCCGCGCCUGCAUCGCCGCGACACCCCGCACCAUCUGAAGAACAAGAGGAUCAACCAGCUCGACGCGAGCCGCGCCCGGGAUAUCAUAGCUCAGGCGAUAAAGAAACGCGACCAGCCCGAGCGGGAGGAGGCCAAGACUGAUGAUGAUGAGGAGCUGGCGGAAGACACGCACGAUGGUGAAUCCGUGAUAUCUGAGCGCGCGGACAGCGAAGCUCGCGUGGUAAGCGACCAGCGAUGCAUCGAGGUCCGCAUAGCGCGAGCUGCCGGCGGCCUCGGGCUCAGCAUAGCUGGCGGCCGCGGCUCCACGCCGUACGUCGGCGACGAUGACGGCAUCUUCAUAUCGAGGGUCACGCCGAACGGGCCGGCCUACCUCGCCGGGUUGAGGGUCGGCGACAAGGUGCUCUCAGUGAACGGCACGUCGGUGGUGGAGGUGGACCACUACUACGCCGUGGAGGUGCUGAAGGCGAGCGGCGCCGCGCUUACGCUCGUCGUCACCAGGGACUCGCCCAACUCCACCAGAACCCACAGCAGGGCGCCGAGUGGCGCGAGCCAUCACUCUGUGAGUACUACGGACACCGUGUCUACGUUGGAGAAUGGACAGAUCCCAACCGGCCGCGGCGUGCCCAAGAAGAACCUGAUCAUCAGCAACCAAUACGCGCAAGACUACGAGGCCAACAUCAAGGAGGUGAUCAGCUCCGCCACGCCGCUGGUCAUCACGAGCCAGGCCAGCCAGCCGCCGGUCAACUUCAGUGGACAGGACAAUAGGCUGUCGCAAGCGUCGCCCACGCCGCCGGUGCAGCCUUAUGUUCCGCCUACGUACCAACAAAAGAUCCUAGUCCACACAACUCUAAUCCGCGACGGGGCGGGCCUGGGCUUCAGCAUAGCCGGCGGGAAGGGCUCCCCUCCGUACAGAGAGGACAGUGACGCCAUCUACAUAUCCCGCAUCUCACCGCAAGGCGCCGCGGCUAAGGAUGGCAAGAUGAUGGUCGGGGAUAAGGUUGUUUCGAUCAACGGCGUGGACAUGGAGAGCGCGCGGCACGAGGCGGCUGUCGCGCUGCUCACGGGGCACGAGCGGUUCGUGCGGCUCGUGCUGCAGCGGACCGUCACCGGCGAAGCAGGACAAACGCCGCCAAGGAAAUCGACAUCAGAAGAAGUGAGAGAGCCAAUCAAGACGAGCGUGCCUUUGAAUGCAGUGCCGAAACCGACGGCCAAUCACGUCGCACCCACCGCACCGUCCACCAAUCACAACGCACCGAAAGUGUCGCACAUUACCGCACCGAAACAAACGAGCUUUGCACCGCCCCCCACUGUCGUGCCACCGCAGCCGGCGCCCAGGAAACUGAGCCAAACAAAUGGGCAGGCGUACCCGAAGCCAGCCACUAACAGCACCAACACGCCAGCCGCCAAUAACGUCCAUAGCUCAGCCGACGACGUGUUCGAGGAUAUCCAGCCGCGGCCGAUCACGAACGAGGACUUCGUCGCCAUGAUACCGGCGCACUUCCUGGGCGGUCCGAGGCGACCGUCGCCGUCGGUGGCCGACGGCGGAGUGCGGGUGACAGUGGAGCGGCCCGGCGCCGGCGUGGUGCUCCCCCCGCCCCCCUCCGCGCUCGGCCGCGUCACCGAGACCAUCACCAAGUCGACCUUCACCGAGACGACGGUCACACGCAUCACGGACAACCAGCUGGUCGCGCCCGUGAUUGUCGAAGAAGUUUCACUACUGAAGGAAGGCGGGUCUCUAGGGUUCAGUAUCAUCGGAGGCACGGACCACUCGUGUGUGCCCUUCGGAGGAAAGGAACCCGGGAUAUUCAUAUCACAUGUGGUGCCCGGAGGCGUGGCGGCGCGGUCAGGGAAACUCCGCAUGGGUGACCGUCUCGUCAAGGUAAACGGCAACGAGCUAACUGGCGCCACCCACCGGGACGCUGUCCAGUUGCUGCUCCAGCCAGGGUCUACUCUGACGCUGUCCGUCCGGCACGACCCACUGCCGCAGGGCUUCCAGGACUUGACGAUCGUGAAGCAAGAGGGCGAGAAGCUCGGGAUGCACAUCAAGGGCGGCCUGAACGGGCAGCGCGGGAACCCCAACGACCCUAAUGAUGAGGGCGUCUUCAUAUCCAAGAUCAACAGUGGAGGGGCGGCUAGGAGGGACGGUAGACUGAAGGUCGGCAUGCGUCUACUAGAAGUCAACGGCGUCUCCCUCCUAGGAGCCACCCACAACGAGGCGGUGAACGCGCUGCGCUCGGCCACGCACGCGCCGCUGCACCUGGUCGUGUGCCACGGCUACGCACGCGCCGAGAAGUACACUACCGGCAGCGAGAGCGGGACAGCUGAUACCGGCGGUUCUCUGUCGCACUCAACGUCGAGCCUGGAUCGGGAAGAAACGCUGAACCAUUCACAGCAGCAGGAACAGCAUUUCCAACAGGACUUAGUUGAGUAUGAACAUGAGAAGGAAGUCGCCGAAAUCAGAGGAAAGACCACUCCUGAAAAGGUGCUAGACAUAGUGCACGCGGUGGAAACCAUGGCUCUGGAGCCUGCGCCACCCACGUCGCCAGAACCGCACCACAAGACUACCACCGUCGUCAUGAGCAAACACACACUCCAACCUCAGUCGUCUAGUACCGGGGCGCCCCCGUCGCCGCUCCCCGCGCCCUCGCCGCCCGCCGCCUCGCCCGCCCCGCCGCCCCCGCCCGCCCCCGCCGUAGCCAGGAAGGCCCCGCCCCCACCGCCAGCCAAACCCAAACCCCAAGUGCCGCGCAAACCGCAAACGAAACGAGUUAGUUUCACGCAAGACGACCAAAGAAAACCCACCCCGCCGCCGCAUGAAGAGACGAAGCUUAAAGAUACCAAAGAUACUAACCAAGCAUGCGGGAAGCCCGGCUCUCCACUAAUCCGGCCGACGAACGCGCCCCCCGCGCCCCCCGCCGUCCCCGACGUCAUCAUCCCUCCUCCGCCCCUGUUCGAUACGAACGUAAGUGAGGCCGCAGUGCUGCCCCCUAUCACCGUGGUGCCGCAGCGGCUAGUGCUGCCCGCGCCCGCCGAGCCCGAGCCAAGCGUGCAGUCCACCGGCUCCACCACCUCCCCCGAGACUGAGCUGCCUCCGCCCGUCAACUAUAGCGCUCAUCCGAUAGUUGCCUCUUUAUCUGUCCCUCUGGAUGCUUCCCACCCGGUCAUAUCCGAGGUGCCUCCCACACAACUGUUCCGGCAUAGCGGGCCGGACUCCCUCUGUAGCGAGGAGUACCGUGAACUCUGUGCCAGCCCCCGCCUCCCGGCUGACCCGCCGGAACUAUUGCACGCGCACUACGGAACCCUGCCCACCGUGUCGCACGUGCCCCGCUCCCCGUGCUACCUGCACCCCGACCAAACCUUCUCCGAGCCGGAAUACUACGUCCCCUCACCCAGAUUCUUCUCGGAGAGCCACGAGAAUCUUCCAAAGAGUGUGACCGCAAAUAUGGUGCAUUCGGCGACGUAUCCGUCGAUAAAUCCGUACCCUUGUUUGACGACAGUCGCGGGCACGUACAACCCGUAUACCUGCGAGCAUCACGUGUGCGCCGCCCGCGCCCCUCUAGUCACUUCCUCGUCCCCCGACCCUCAUGGUGCCAAAACUGAGAGAAGAGUCCGCUUCGGCGAAGCGGUGGCCACCGAUCUCUCGAACAUUCCAGAAGAGCUGGCGAGGCCCGCCUGGAGCAGCCAAAUAAAAGCCUUCGCCAUCGGCGAGGCUUCCCCACCUCAUUCUGGGAAUUUAGUGAAAGCGUCUGUUAGCGAUAAGAAAAAGUUCUUCGAGAAUGCCAUGGAAGAAAGUCACAAACCUUCAGCUAAGCAAGACAAAGUAUUCACGUUCCUAUCAGCGGAUGAGGUGGAGAAAUUGAAGCAGGAAGAGGAACGGAAGAUGGCGUCCAUGACCCGCAGCGAGCUGUCUUGGUCCGGGGAGGACCACGAGCCCAGCGGCGACUCCGACGACGAGCCGCGCGAGAACGGACACAGUGUGUCUUCAGCCAGCCCGUCAGCCAAGUCGAGCCGGCGGCGCGGCGACCCGGCCGACGCCGCCUCCCGCGCCGCGCGCCGCGCCGCCUGGCGAGCCGCGAGGCUGCGCUCGCUUGAACAGGAGGCGAUCCAGUCACAAAUGAUGAUAAAGAACAUGGUGGGCCCCGCCAACGACAUCAUCGGCGAGUCCCAGCGCCGCGACCACUCGCCCUCCGAGCAAUGGCCCCUGCCGCGUAUCGCGUUGCGUACAAAGCCGGGCCAGAUACUCGCCGUCAAGGAAAAAGAGAAACUGUUAGACGAGCGAAUAACGUUCCGAGCCGAGGAGUAUGUUUGCCCGACCACCGGCGAGACCAAACUACGAACCGUCGAGUUGAUCGAAAAACUUAUCGAGAAAGAGGUGGAGACCACGCAAGAGAAGAUCAUAUCCCUCGAACUGACCACCAGCCCUAGCAGCGAGACGGCCCCGAGCGAGCUCGACGGCGCAAUGAGCCUGGGGGAAGGGGAAGGGGAGGGCGAGGGGCACUCUCUUCAGCCAGAUAUAGUGCAAGUGGUCAACCCGCUGCUUGACGGGGGGGCUGGUCAAGUGACGGCUAUAGCUGUGGGACCAUCGGAGCGAGUGACGACAUACACUGAAACCGCGCAGUGAAGGGAACAACUGCCGCAAUCUCCGCAUGUUUGCUAUUGGUUACAUUGAUUAUAACUACCGAGUAGAGUGGCAAUUGCUGGCCGCUCAUUGGUCGAGGAUCGGCAUGUGUCACUCUGCACGGUAGGUGUAACAAGGGUAGUAGGGUGGUCUGAAUUGGACCAAUAAGAACUCGACAGUAGAUUUCUUCAAUACGAACCACGAUAUUUCCAUAUUUGUUUUGUUUGUCGUAAACUGUGAUAAUAAGUUUAAAAUUCCACCGACUUAUUUUUAUUAUGAUGAUGAUUGUAGAACUGCAUGCGUUGAAGAAAUGUACUAGCGAGCGGCUGAAGGCAUUUUUUAUUUUAUCGCAAUCACAAUUUUAUUUUUCUAUUUCAAUUUUGCAACGGAGAUUGUAGUUUUACUUGUAGACAAUUAUUAUGCUAUUUUGAUAAAUGUUUUAUUCUUUAAAUACUUUACGUAUUUUGAUUAUUUCCAUUCCGUGCGAGUUUUUUAAUGUUUUGACUAUUUCUUGGAUAAACUGUGUUUUAAGUAUUUAUUGAUGCUGUACCUGGUAAGAGAAGAUGUAUGGAAUACGACUGGAUAGUUGACAUUUUGAGAUUAUAUGAAAUGUACAUACUACGUCAUAAAACACAAGAAUGUAUGUUCAAGGAGAUAAUUAGAUAAAUUAUGUACAAAUGAAAAUUUGCAUCACAUUUUGAAGGACGUGACAUAGGUACCUAUUGUGUAAUGGUUGAGCUUAUUCAUAAUAAAUUAAUAAAUAUUAAUUUCUAGAUUACUUUAAUUACAUACAUUUUAACUGUGAAGUGUUAAAUUACAUGCGGUAUUUUUGUUUUACUGAUGUAUUACGUUUUGAUAUAAUUUUACUAGUUUUUAUUUUUUAUGUAUGUGGUGCCUUAAUUUUUUCUCAAAUGGAUUUAUUUAAUGUUAUGAUUCAAUUCUGAUUGUGUUUUUACGUUCAAUUUAAGUUCUGUGUAUCCAUGCGAGUACCUACUUAAUGAUAUUGUGAUUGUAGCCUUAUUUCUAUAUACAUUUGUAUGUGAAGGCAUUUAGUUUUAUUAUUUUGAAAUAUAUUGACUAUUUAAACAAAUUGUAAUCCGUGCGUGUUAUCUCGAAAUAUUGUACAUUUUCAUCACUUUUUGUAUCAAAAGAAAUUGUAUUCUUCAGUGUUUAAUGUAAUAAUUAUAACGAAUAGAGCGAACGAUUUUGUAUUGGAUUGUAUUGAAGUGGCGACCGGAUGAAUCAUUUAUGGUAUGCGUGUGUCCUUUAUACAUAGUAAGACCCUUAGAUAUGUGAACUGUAAACUAAUGAAAAUAUUGUAUGUUUGUCCCAAUUAAAUGGUUUAAUAUAUAUUUUAAUAAAAUUA